AUGACAUCAGCAGUGACUGGACUUUGGCAGCUAGCUGUGGCAGUGAUGAUCUUGAUUCAUAUGUCCACAUCGCUUCCUUCACUGGAAAGACACCAGCGGCAAAUUGAACUCAAAUUGAUGCAUGAUGCAGGAAUGAGAAGAGAAUAUGAAAAAGCUGCCAAGUUACUUGAAACACUGAUGAAUUACAAGCGCAGCAUCCCGAGGUCAUCUGGAGCAGAGGAUGACUCUGACUUUUUUGAUAAAGAUGCCAGAGAUUCAUGGAGUUCAGAAGACAAACUUCUUAAGCUGAAGACCUGCUUGCAAUAUGUACAGAAUCUUGAUGCAAGGCCGUUUUGUUUUUGUGUGCUUUUCUUCUUGCUAUCAGUAACACAGGUUGAGACACAGAGCCCAGAAUGUUCAGUAGAUAAAACUUCGGUGAUCAUAAUGGAGAAUAAUGAUCCAGGGUUGGUGGUGACUAACAUUUAUGCUAAUCCUGGCAUUACAGUCACAAUUGAACCUUCUACAGAUGCAAAUUCUCCCUCUGAAUGGUUUGAAAUAAAGGACUCACAGCUCAUCCUGAAAAUAUCUGUGGAUUAUGAGAAGGUAACGGUCCUUUCGCUGAACUUGAUAUGCUGGGAAGCAGAUUUGCAAGUAAAAGUUAUCACUGUUUACAUUCACAUUAGCAAUGAAAACGAUAAUGAACCUGUGUUCAAGCAAACUAACAUCACCGUUGAUAUUCCUGAGGAUACAAAAGUGAACACAACUGUCGUACCUCUGGCAAACGUAACUGCUACUGAUGCUGAUCUUAAUACAGUGUUCUACAGCCUUGAAGGAAGUCCAACAGAAGCAAUGAAACAUUUCAAUAUACGAGGAAUUAACAACCCACAAAUUUACUUGCGUGAAGCCCUGGAUUAUGAAGCAAUUAAUUUUAUGAGAUUUACUUUAAGGGCCAUGGAUGGAAGUGCUGAUGCGGCAGGGACACACACAGCCACAGCUACGAUAUCCAUAUGGAUUGUCCAGUCUGAUCUCAAACCCCCCUGGUUUCAGCCAUGUACUGCCAUUGGAGGCCACAAAAUGUGCAUCAGUCUUGGCUACACCAGCAAAGUCAAUCUUUCAGAAGAAGUGAAGGGGCCACUGAUCUUGGAGCCAGGACCCCUCUACGCUGUUGAUGGGGAUAAAAGCUUGAAUGAAAAAGUAAUAUAUGAAAUUGUUGCUGGAAAUGAUAAUGACACAUUCAGACUAUACAGAGAUUCUGGAAACAUAACGAUGACCCAGCCUGCAAAUUCCCUGAAGACAUUCAUGUUAUAUAUUGUGGCUUCCCAGGAAAACAAUCCAUUCAGAUACUCUCAGACGACGGUGAAAAUUGAUGUUGUAUGGAAAAAUGACAACCAGCCCUAUUUUGAGGAAGCCAUGUAUGUGGGACGAGUGUCUGAGGCCCAGCCUGCAAAGACAUUGAUCAUGAAAGACAACACAUCGUCAGAACCCCUGCAGAUCUUUGCAGCAGAUGACGACUUCUUGCCAGAUAAGAUCAAUCCAGAUAUCAAAUACAGAAUACAAAACAGUUCAGAUUUCAGAGUUACUGCAGAAGGAUUUAUCCAAACCACCGAGAUUCUGAAUGUAUCAUCUCAUAUUACCCUUCUGGCCAUUGCUACCGACACCAGUACCUUGGAAGAAGCAAGCACGCUGAUCUCAAUAGAUGUCACACCUUUGGCGACUCCAACUGUUCCACCUGUAACUACCACUGCCUUCACUGAAACCUCUCCUACCAGCCUAGGGGAAGGGAACACUAGUCCCAAGCCACCCACUUUGCCACCUGGAAUAAGUAGUCCUAAACCUUCUGGAUCCACAAAGACCAUGUCACCUUUUUCAAGUACAACUGGGAAGGAUAACCUUACAGAGAUUACAAGAAACCCUGGGACUGCUUCUGUAUCUGGCUCAGUUAUUCCACCUUUUGUAACUACACUAAAACCUCCUGUCAUCCCAGGCAAUUCUACACAGUUUCUGACCACUAGUUCUCCUCUAACAGAGAGAAGCCAACGGACAGUGGAAUCCAUCACGAUCUCCAGCCCCAUCACCACUCGAGCAACUCCUCAGACUGGAACCUCUAAGCCAACCCCACCAGGUAAUUUUAUAACAAGUGGUGGGAGUGUCCAGUCAUCAACUUCUUCCAAAAUUCCUCAGACCGUAACCUCCAAGCCAACCCCACCAGGUAAUUUUAUAACAAGUGGUGGGAGUGUCCAGUCAUCAACUUCUUCCAAAAUUGAAACCAUGAAGACUCCCAUUACAAGCUCAGUACCAGAUGGUGGUAGACAGUCUACUACUCCUUUACCUGGAAUCAUUAAGCCUUCCACAACAGUUAUUUCUACGACAAAAAAUAACUAUGUUUCUUCUGCUUCAUUAUCUUCCACAAUUGCAACAAGCCCACUUUCUGUAGCAAAUACUUCUGCAACAAGCCUGACAUCUAAGUCUAGUAGAUCAACUUCUAGUACUUCAACUUCAACUUCUAUGUUUUCUACAAUGCCUAUUAUUGAAGAUACAAUAAAUCCAUCAGCAAAUGAAUCUCAUACCACAGUAGGACCUUCCACGCCUAAUUCAGAAGGACUCUAUAGUGUAGAAGACAUGGCUGCUCUGGGAGCCACCCUGGGGACCUUAUUGGCGAUUGCACUAGCUUUGCUUGCAUUGAUCUCCUGCAAGUAUUACAAAUUUAAAAAAGAACUUGAAAAAGAGAAUUCACAGCUUACAAAAAGCUUUUCUAAUGACAACUUCCAGGAUGACGAGAACUCUAACUCAGAUGGAACCGACAAUGAAUCACCUGCAAGCCUUAUGGCCAAGAGUUAUGCAGAGAAGGAACCAGAAAACAAGAAAACACAGUCAACUCAUAAAGCAAUCCAGGAAGAAAUUGAUAUAAACAGUGAAAAGGAAGUGAGAUCCAUCCUCACAAAGGACAGGAAAACGGAAGAUGACGGCUACAAGGCAGUGUGGUUUAAAGAAGAUGUUACAGAAGCUGAGAAUGAUGAUGUGAUGAUUGAAGAGGACAGUGACCUAGAGCCGAACAUGUUUGGGAGUGAGAGUGACACUUCUGCUGAGAACGAUGACGACCCUGUUGAUACCGAUAGUGGCAGAGGGAACAGCGACGUAAAUAUUAGAGCGAGAAGUGCGCAGGUCUUUGAUGGGAAUCCUUCUGCCAGCCAAUCUCUUGAAGAAGCAGAAGAACAAGACGACGCUUUGUAAACGAAAGUGGCUUUUCAAAGAUAUUGUAAGAGGAUCGGAUUUGGAGAAGGAUUUGCCAGGGAAGUAGGGUUAUAUGCCCAUUUGCUUAACCGAAGGAUUAUCACAGGAUCCAAUCUGGAGCAACCACUGGGACCAGAGGUUUAGUCCAAAAGCUCAGAAACCUGAACCUCUGGUCCCACUGACUGACCCAGUUUGCAUCCUGCAACAUUAUCCUGGAACACAUACAUUUGCCUUCUUUCAGAGCUUUAUUGUAAAGCAAAAGUAACUUAGUAUUACUUAUGAGUUUGUACCUGAUGUUUAUUUGCAUUAGAACAGCCACUGGGGCACACAUAGUCUCCCAGAUUGGCCUGGAUUCCAUCUUCAGUCAGCAACAGGAAGCAUGGCCAAUGGGAUCCAGUCUCAGAAAA
Molecule: messenger RNA, 3617 nt
Organism: Pseudonaja textilis
Lineage: Eukaryota; Metazoa; Chordata; Lepidosauria; Squamata; Elapidae
Source: RefSeq, a predicted model, not a curated record